UUCAAUUACAAAAAUGAGACAUAAUCUGGUCUGUCAGACACCUCGCACUGUCACUGUUCAUAUAAAGUCGAGUGCAUCUAGAUCACACCAGCAAAAAAAAUCUAUUAGUCUAAAACGUCCUAUUUUUAAAGACAGUCAGGAAAAUUGUGAAAAAGAUGUGCACAGUAACAAGUCUAAACGUACAAAAGGUGCAUGUCUGGUUAUUCAGCGUCAGGAAAUGACUGCUUUCUUUAAACUAUUUGAUGAUGAUCUAAUUCAAGAUUUCCUGUGGAUGGACUGCUGCUAUAAAAUUGCAGAUAAGUAUCUUUUGGCAAUGACUUUUGUUUAUUUCAAGAGGGCUAGCUUCAGUUUAAAUGAGCACACCAGACUUAAUUUCUUUAUUGCUCUGUAUCUCGCAAAUACAGUUGAAGAAGAUGAUGAAGAGUCAAAGUAUGAAAUUUUUCCAUGGGCUUUGGGAAAAACCUGGCGGAAGCUUUUCCCUAAUUUCUUAAAGUUAAGAGACCAGCUCUGGGGUAGAAUUGACUACAGAGCUAUUGUAAGCAGACGUUGCUGUGAAGAGGUAAUGGCUAUUGCUCCAUCACAUUAUAUAUGGCAGCGAGAACGUUCCAUGCAUCACAGUGGGGCUGUCAGAAACUACAGCAGAGAUGAAGUGCAGCUGCCCCGCGGACCAAGCGCCACACCAGCAGAUUGUUCGCUUUGUGGUAAGAAAAGAAGAUUUGUAGGACUGGGAUUAUCAUCCUCAUCUUCGUCCACUGGGACUUUGGAGAUGAUGGAGCAACAUGUAUCUCAGGAAUUGAAGGACAUUUUCCCAGUUGAAAAAAUGCUAAUUGAUCCUUCUCCUUGCUGUUAUUCCCAAGAUUGCAACAGCCUAUCCCCCAAAGGGAGAACGAAUAGCUGCAUGAAUCAAGACAAAUCCAUGGACUGGUUUAUAGGAAAUGAAGAAUGAAAUGUUUGACCGGAGUUAGACAUAGCUCAGAAUAUCAAACUCAGUGCAAGAUCAAUUAGAAAAUUGUUUCCAACAAUAUUGCAUAGCUGUACCAUAGUUCACUAUUUCAUUAGCAUCCCUUCUUU
Messenger RNA from Dermochelys coriacea (leatherback sea turtle), 1071 nucleotides. RefSeq names its product speedy/RINGO cell cycle regulator family member A (gene SPDYA). The transcript has 6 exons. Gene Ontology annotation, biological process: positive regulation of cyclin-dependent protein serine/threonine kinase activity. The record is from RefSeq and is a predicted model, not a curated record. Bases 14 to 946 code for a protein of 310 amino acids. Gene Ontology annotation, molecular function: protein kinase binding. Lineage: Eukaryota; Metazoa; Chordata; Testudines; Dermochelyidae.